This is a messenger RNA of Exserohilum turcica Et28A, 915 nucleotides long. RefSeq lists its product as uncharacterized. Lineage: Eukaryota; Fungi; Ascomycota; Dothideomycetes; Pleosporales; Pleosporaceae. The transcript has 5 exons. Gene Ontology annotation, cellular component: Golgi apparatus. The coding region runs from base 145 to 747 and encodes 200 amino acids. Gene Ontology annotation, biological process: endoplasmic reticulum to Golgi vesicle-mediated transport. Gene Ontology annotation, molecular function: SNAP receptor activity. The record is from RefSeq and is a predicted model, not a curated record.
GCAAGUCCAAGUGCAAGCACCGCUCUCCGCUCUCCGCCUACACUCCCGCACGCACGCACGCACUAGACCAGAUACUCUCUUGCCUACGCCGCUCUUGCCAAGCUUCCCCACGAGCUCAUUGCCGCCGCAGAACGAGCCGCCAUCAUGAAACUCCUCUACAUCGGCAUCUUCAAGAAUGACACAAAACCCGCGCUCGAGCUGGCGAGCGAGGAAGACCUCAGCUCAUGCAGCUUCUUCGCCAAGCCCACCAUCAGACAAGGCAUAAUCUUCGCAUCGGGCGAAAUCGCGCAAAGAACAGCCCCAAAUAAGCAGAUGGACGUUCUGGAGAAAGGAUGCAUGUUCCACGUCUAUUCCCACGCCGACCCCGUAUGCGGGUUCGUCGUCACCGACGAGGAAUAUCCUCGGCUCGCCGCACACCGUAUCCUCCGAAAGGUCGUCGACGAGUUUGUCUCCAAGUACCCGCGCUCCGCCUACGACGGCUUCACAAAAGAGAGCCCCAAGAUGUCGUUUCCGGAGCUCAAGGACUACAUACAGAGAUACCAAAACCCCGAGAAUGCCGACAGCACUAUGAAGAUUCAGAAGGAGCUCGACGAGACCAAGAUCGUGCUGCACAACACGAUUCAGAGCGUCUUGGAGCGGGGGGAGAAGAUUGACGACCUGGUCCAGAAGAGUGAGGGGCUCAGUGCGCAGAGCAAGAUGUUCUACACCCAGGCUAAAAAGCAGAACUCAUGCUGCAACGUCAUGUGAAGACUGCUUGGCCUUGAUGACUUUCCUAUCUUGUUGGGCGUUGAUACCUGGAUUUCAUAGUUGAGACAAGUCAUUUCUUAUACCCUCUACACAUCAUGUUCCUUGGUCUUUUCGGUUUCUACACUCAUCUAACACAAGAUGCCCUACCGCCUGACACAUUUAGCAAAC